UUCUCGCUCCCCGCCUUGAGUCCCCUAGGCGCUUUGCAUCAGCAUGCACGGCGGGAUCAGCAGCUCUGGCAGGCGGGCUUCGGCAAGAAUGCAGUUGGUGAGGAAGCUCGGCGAGGCGUGCCGGUGCAGCUGCCCCUGGCCGUGACUGCUGAUGCGAGGCAGUGCACGACUCAGCUGGCCGGGGCCUGCUGCCCCGCCGGUGCCGCGCACCUGCAGACUCCCGGGCUGUGCCAUCUCCCGGGCAGGGCCGGGCCGGGGGCUGGGGCGGGGCGGAAGAGAAAAAGCUCUGAUCUCUGCGUUCGCCUCGCGCAGCUGUGCGGCGAGCCCGGGCAGUGUGAUGCCCGAGCGGAUGCAUGAAUGGACAUAGUGUGAAUGAGUGAUGAAUGGGAAUGAACCGAUGACAGGUUUUGCGUAUUGCAGUGGAUCACCUUAGCUGAAAGGGAUUGCAAACUUAAAGGUCCGCGUGUGGGUGCCCCCCUACCCCCUACACCAGUGUUUGCUUUAGCCAGCACUUAGGAGCACUGCUUUUCAGAAAUGUAAAUUUGAAAACCUUCAGUCCAACUUUCCCCUCCUUGUCCCCCAUAGAACCUACCCUUUCCUAAAGCCUUUCUCCCCACCCCUCUCCUUUUUUUUAACAUGCUUGUCCCCUAAAGGCGUUCGAGUAUUCGAACUCUGGUGGGCUUUGGGCUGCUUAACCCAAUUAUCUGUUCAUUUGGUUCUGGAGUAAACCGAAUGAUUGAAUUCUCCCCCGGGCCACAAUCAGAUCUUGCUAGUGGAACUCACUCUCUGCCUUCCCAGGCCCCAGCCUGGCUCCUCCCCUCCCCCGCCAAACCCACCGUCCCCAGCUCCACCCGCAGUGAAGAAGGCAAAGUCUCUGAUGUGCCUUGAGCUCAUUGUCAGGCGGCUGCCGCUGCUGUUAGAUUUUUAUUUUGCUAACCAGGGUAGAGCUGAUAAUAUGUUGGAGCAGCAUGGGGCAUAGCCAAGUAUUUUACAAUUAUCAAUUGUUGAGCAGAGUAGAAAUCUCCCUGGGACAGAGCCUCCUCUGUGUUGUGGUGUUGUUAGAGAUGCAAAAGGAGUUAUUAGACUACAAAGGAAUUGGCAUUAGUGUUCUUGAAAUGAGUCACAGGUCAUCAGAUUUUGCCAAGAUUAUUAACAAUACAGAGACUCUUGUGCGGGAAUUGCUAGCCGUUCCAGACAACUAUAAGGUGAUUUUUUUGCAAGGAGGUGGGUCUGGCCAGUUUGGUGCUGUCCCCUUAAACCUGAUUGGCUUGAAAGCAGGAAGAUGUGCGGACUAUGUGGUGACGGGAGCUUGGUCAGCUAAGGCCGCAGAAGAAGCCAAGAAGUUUGGGACUAUAAAUAUCGUUCACCCUAAACUUGGGAGUUAUACAAAAAUUCCAGAUCCAAGCACCUGGAACCUCAACCCGGAUGCCUCCUAUGUGUAUUAUUGUGCAAAUGAGACAGUGCAUGGUGUGGAGUUUGACUUUAUACCCGAUGUCAAGGGAGCAGUACUGGUUUGUGACAUGUCCUCAAACUUCCUGUCCAAGCCAGUGGAUGUUUCCAAGUUUGGUGUGAUUUUUGCUGGUGCCCAGAAGAAUGUUGGCUCUGCUGGGGUCACCGUGGUGAUUGUCCGUGAUGACCUGCUGGGGUUUGCCCUCCGAGAGUGCCCUUCGGUCCUGGAAUACAAGGUGCAGGCUGGAAACAGCUCCUUGUACAACACGCCUCCAUGUUUCAGCAUCUACGUCAUGGGCUUGGUCCUGGAGUGGAUUAAAAACAAUGGAGGUGCGGCGGCCAUGGAGAAGCUUAGCUCCAUCAAAUCUCAAAUGAUUUAUGAGAUUAUUGAUAAUUCUCAAGGAUUCUACGUAUGUCCAGUGGAGCCCCAAAAUAGAAGCAAGAUGAAUAUUCCAUUCCGCAUUGGCAAUGCCAAAGGAGAUGAUGCUUUAGAAAAAAGAUUUCUUGAUAAAGCUCUUGAACUCAAUAUGUUGUCCUUGAAAGGGCAUAGGUCCGUGGGAGGCAUCCGGGCCUCUCUGUAUAAUGCUGUCACGAUUGAAGAUGUUCAGAAGCUGGCCGCCUUCAUGAAAAAUUUUUUGGAGAUGCAUCAGCUAUGAACACAUCCUAACCAGGAUAUACUCUGCUCCUGAACAACAUACAAAGUUUAAAGUAACUUGCGGAUGGCUACAAAGAGUUAACAAACACAGUAUUUUUCUUAAAUGAACAUGUUUAUUGUAGAUUCUUCUUUUUUGAAAGAACAGCAAAACAUCUACGGCUCUGUAAAGCUGGUGGGACCUAAUGUUCACCUUAAUUCUGACUUGAACUGGAAACAUUUUAAGAAACCUUCUUGUUGCUUUUCUAACAAAUUCCUGCUUAUUUUGCCUUUGCUGCUACUUUUUCUAGUUAGCUUUCAAACUUGCCUGUGGACUUAAUAAUGCAAGUUGCAAUUAAUUAUUUCUGGAGUCAUGGGAACACACAGCAUAGAGGGUAGGUGGGGCCUUCUAGGUGCUGAAUCUAGACAUCUGUGGGGUCUCCUGGGUUCAGCGGCUGUUGAUUCAAGGUCAACAUUGACCACUGAAGGAGCGGUUUAAGAGUACCAGGCAAAGGGCAAACUGUAGAUCGAUCUUUAUACUGUUAUCACAAGAGAAGUGACAUACUUUAUAUAUGUUUCUAUUAGCAAGGUCUGUUUCUAAUACCAUAUACUUUAUAUCUCUAUACAUUUAUAUUUCUAAUAAUAUGGUUAUCACUGAUACAUGUAGACACUUUUAGAAUUUAUUAAAUCCUUGACCUUGUGCAUUAUUCCAUUAGCAACAGUUGCACCCCCUCCUUAGCCCUCCCCUUCCUCUUUUUAAGCUGUUUUAUGAAAAAGAUCUAGAAGUUCUUGAUUCAUUUUUACUGUUCUUUCCAGAGGUAAAAGAGAAAGUUGAUUGGUUGGUUGUUUUUCAAUUAUGCCAUUAAACUAAACAUUUCUGUUAAAUUACCCUAUCCUUUGUUCUCUUGACUGUUUUCUUUGUAAUGUUUGAUGACAAGAGUGAUACUUUGCUGAAAAGUCUUUCCCCUAUUGUUUAUCUAUUGUCAGUAUUUUAUGUUGAAUAUGUAAAGAACAUUAAAAUCCUAAAACAUCUAA
Molecule: messenger RNA, 3115 nt
Organism: Macaca mulatta (Rhesus monkey)
Lineage: Eukaryota; Metazoa; Chordata; Mammalia; Primates; Cercopithecidae
Source: RefSeq, a predicted model, not a curated record